UCCAUUGUGCUGGCUGACGGUUGUACACCCAGGCAACAUUACAAUGACAACGUCGCCGCACCCCCCCGGAUAUGGCUUGCGGAUGGACCUCUCCGCGAGAAGGUGCUUCCCCAUUGCAACGCCCUGCUGCGGCCUUUUGCCCCCACGCCCUGGGCUGCUAAUCGUCACGCGCAGACCCUCCUAGGCUUCAUGCGCACCCUCACCAUCCGUAGCCGUUACAACCGCCAACUAAUCCUAACCGUCGACGGCGCCACCUUGGGCCUGGACUGGUUUGGCGGUUGCGACGCGCCCGACUUUCCCCUUCCCGCCUCGGCGCCCGUGCUGCUGGUGUGCCACGGCAUCAACGGCGGCAGUCACGAGGGGUACGCCAAGUGGGUGUGUGCUGCGGCUCUGGCUCGCGGCUGGCGGGCGGCGGUGCUCAACUACCGGGGCUGCAACGGUCUCCCUUUCACAGCCCCCCGGGGGUACUCCGCCACCAUGUCACCUGACAUCUUCACGGCGGUCUACUCGCUCAAGGCUCGCUACCCCUCAGCGCCCCUGCUGGCUGUGGGCUACUCCCUAGGGGGCCUCAAACUCACGAAGUACGUGGGGGAGGCGGAUGCCGGGCUGCACGCCCCACCCCCCGGCCAGCCGCACCUCUUCAGCGGCAGCGGGCUGGCGGCUGCGGCGGUGGUCAGCUCCCCGGUCAGCCUGGGGCUCAGUGCGGCCAAGCUAGUUCGCGAGCACAUUGCCCUGCACCGCCGCGACAUCGAGGCCCACACGCGGCUGGAUGUGGACGCUGUGUUGGCGGCCUGGACGGUGAUGGGCAUUGAGGACCGCGGUCUGCCCGCCUCGCUGGGUUUCGCUGACCGGCAGCAGUACUACGAUGCGGCCUCCUCCCUGGAGUACAUUCCCGCCAUCACCACCCCCACCCUCAUGCUGCUGGCGGAGGAUGACCCGUUCCUGGGUAUCGUACCCGACGUGGAGUGCUCCCGGAACCCGUCCACCCUCCUGGCUCUCACGCGGCGGGGGGGUCACGUGGCUUUCCUUCAAGGCGCCUGGCCGCUGGGGAGAUCCUACAUGGACGACGCGGUGAUGGAGUUUUUCGGCGCCACCCUGGAGCAC
This is a messenger RNA of Volvox carteri f. nagariensis, 1104 nucleotides long. RefSeq lists its product as uncharacterized. NCBI's taxonomy places the organism in Eukaryota, Viridiplantae, Chlorophyta, Chlorophyceae, Chlamydomonadales, Volvocaceae. The record is from RefSeq and is a predicted model, not a curated record. The transcript is spliced from 5 exons. Gene Ontology annotation, molecular function: monoacylglycerol lipase activity; short-chain carboxylesterase activity. The annotation marks the transcript as partial.